AUGAACGAAAUGCCUCUGGCCUCAAAGCCGACAGGGCUAGGGUUCUCGGAACUCUGGAGGCACAAAAGGAUACUGGGGUGGUGCCUCAUGAUAUUCAUCCUUCCUAUAAACUUCGGAUACGAAGCGGCAUCAACCGGAAAUCUUCUAGCUAUCCCUACUUUCCUCCUUCGAUUUGGAACUCCACUCCCCAAUGGCCUACGCGAAAUUUCAACCUACGACCAGCAGGUCUUGAAUGCUGCAUUCACCUGCGGUUUGUUUGCUGCAUCGUUGACUGCUGGAUUUGCUUCUGACAUAAUUGGACGGAAACGGACAAUUGUGCUGGCGUCUACAAUUUGUGUUGCUGGUAUCUUUAUACAAGGAUUCUCCACGUCGAUCAUGAUGUUAUUUGGCGGGAAGUUUGUUAGCACUUUUGGAUUUGGACUUGGCCACACUUUAGCCCCAGUGUAUGUUGCUGAAAUUGCGCCUGAUUCAAUCCGGGGCGUGUGUUUAGCAUUGGUCAACGGCAUGAUCGUCAUUGGUCAAUGGCUAUGUGCACUUGUCGGAUACGGCACAUCACAUAUCCAAAACGACUGGGCAUGGAGAGCGCUGCUUUUGACCCAGUUGGCACCUCCUGGACUGAUGUUGAUAUUCGGAAUAUUUUUGCUACCAGAAUCCCCUUCAUGGUUGAUCAUAAAGGGAAGGCGGGAGCAAGCCGCGCACUCGCUCCUAAGGUUCAAUGGCCCGAAUUUCAACAUAGAAAACCAGAUCACAAUGUUGGAAACUGCCAUUGAAAAGGAGAAGGCAGAGGAGAAGGAGAAUGUCUCAUAUCUCGAUUGCUUCAAAGGUUCAAAUUUGAGGAGAACUACCAUUGUUUGCGUAAUGUUUCUCGCUCAACAGGUUUCGGGAGUUGGAUUCAUUACUGGAUAUUUACCAUACUACUUUACCAUCGCCGGUGUCAAAAAUCCGAUCGGGAUUGUCCAAAUCAGUUACGCCGUUCAACUGUUGGGAAACAUUGGAUCUUGGUUUAUAGUUGACCGAGUAGGUCGUCGGCCAUUGGUGGUGCAUGGAAUGAUCGUCAUUACCGUCACGCUUUUGGUCAUCGGGGGAGUGGGUACCAUUCAAAAUGACAAAACGGCUAUUCGAGCGACAGUCGCCCUAAUGACUAUCUGGGGCUUCCUGUAUCAAUUCACACUUGGGGCAACGGCUUAUGCGGUUGGCGGUGAAACUCCAGCAGUUCGCGUGCGUCAAAAGACCUAUGCGAUCAACUUGAUGUUUACAACCCUGUCCGCUACGCUGGUUAGUCAAGUGACCCCAAUAUUGAUCAAUCCUAGCUCGGCCAAUCUGGGCGCCAAAAUCGCCUUUGUAUUUUUCGCACCAUCGCUCAUCAUUUGCAUCUACCUUUACUUCUGCUUCCCCGAAAUGAAAGGCCGUAGUUAUCUCGAACUCGAGGAAAUGUUCCAAAAGCGAAUCCCCGCUCGGCAAUUCAAGAACUACAUUUCUGAUGCCCAUGUUGAUUCACUGCAUAUCGAUGAGAAAGAGGACCAAGUUGCUAGAAACACUGAUUCCUCUACCAUUGAUUCAGCCGAAUUAAUUGGAGAAACUAUACUGUGA
This is a messenger RNA of Hyaloscypha bicolor E, 1590 nucleotides long. Its product is annotated as general substrate transporter. The coding region runs from base 1 to 1590 and encodes 529 amino acids. Gene Ontology annotation, biological process: carbohydrate transport; transmembrane transport. The transcript is spliced from 6 exons. The record is from RefSeq and is a predicted model, not a curated record. Gene Ontology annotation, cellular component: membrane. Gene Ontology annotation, molecular function: carbohydrate:proton symporter activity. Lineage: Eukaryota; Fungi; Ascomycota; Leotiomycetes; Helotiales; Hyaloscyphaceae.